Messenger RNA from Macrosiphum euphorbiae (potato aphid), 3183 nucleotides. NCBI's taxonomy places the organism in Eukaryota, Metazoa, Arthropoda, Insecta, Hemiptera, Aphididae. The record is from the annotation of a GenBank genome assembly.
AUGGAUUCUACUUCUACAAAACUUAAUAUUUGUCAUUGCGGCAAAAAUAUGAGAAGCUUAAAUUCACAUAAUUAUAGGCUGCACGUUAAAUCAUGCAAGCAACACAAAUUGUCUGAGACUAGUGUCAAAAUCAGUACCUUUUUUAAGGUGAAAACUGUGAAAUAUGCAACUAAUGUGACUGAUGAAACUGUACUCGAUGAACAUGAUUGUUCUUCAAUGAAUAUUAAAACAGCUAACGAUGUAGAAGCUAUAACAUUAAUACCAUCAAGUUCAACUUUGGAUACACCUAAUGUGAUUGAAGACACUGUACUGGAUGAACACGAUUGUUCCUUAAUGGAUCAAAAUAUUGAAACAGCUAAUGAUGUAGAAGCUUUAACAUUAAUACCACCUAGUUCAUCUUUGGAUACACCUAAUGUGAUUGAUGACACUGUACUGGAUGAACACAAUUGUUCCUCAAUGGAUCAGCAUAUUGAAACAGCUAAUGAUGUAGAAGCUAUAACAUUUAUACCAUCUAGUUCAACUUUGGAUACACCUAAUGUGAUUGAUGACACUGUACUGGAUGUACACGAUUGUUCCUCAAUGGAUCAAAAUAUUGAAACAGCUAAUGAUGUAGAAGCUUUAACAUUAAUACCACCUAGUUCAUCUUUGGAUACACCUAAUGUGAUUGAUGACACUGUAUUGGAUGAACAUGAUUGUUCCUCAAUGGAUCAAAAUAUUGAAACAGCCAACAAAACUUUAUCAUUAAUAUCAUCUGGUUCAUCUUCCGAUAACAGACUGACAAAUGAUCCUGGAAUAAUUGUCAAAAUGAAAAACUUAGGACCAGAAAUGAAGAAGUUGAUUAUAAACAUAGGUCCUUGUCAACCAACUAAAGAUGAUUUUCCUGCUAAAACUUUUCCAAUCGAUAGAAAUGGCCGUAGUUUCAAAGAUUUGUGGUAUUUUCGUUUAUUAACCGACGGAACUAAAGUACUUAGAGACUGGUUAACAUAUUCAGUAAGUCUUGAUAAAGUUUAUUGUUUACACUGCUUUUUGUUUGGAAUAAAUUUACAUGAUAAAUUGGCCAAAUCUUGGACCCAGGCUGGCUUUUCUACUUGGAAAAAUGGAAUUUUUGCAAUACAAAAUCAUGAAUGUGCUCCCGAUCAUAUUUUAUCAUCCUUAAAAUUUAAACUUAGAGAAACCAAUGCUCCAAUUUUACCAGCUCUAGAACACACAAGAAAAUUUCAAGUUGCUUAUAACAGACAAGUGGUUUUAGAGCUAAUAGAGAUAGUACAUUUUCUUGCUCUCCAUAAUUUGGCAUUCCGAGGUCAUCGUGAACAAUGGGCAAAUACUAUUAAAGGCAACUUCAAAGAUUUAGUUAUUUUAAUGGCAAAAAAUUCCACUGUCCUCUUUGAACAUAUUUCAAAAAUUAAAAAUGCAGGUAAACAUCAAAUAUCGUUUUUAUCAUGGCAAAGACAAAAUCAAUUAUUAGAAGCUAUAGCUGAAAAUAUUUCUACUAAAAUUGUUUAUGAGGUUCAAACUACUCACAUGUUUAGUAUAUCUAUUGAUUCAACUUUUGACGAAUCUAAAAGAGAACAAGUGUCUUUUGUAAUACGAUACAUAGAUGAAGAAAAUGGAGCCGUAAAAGAAAGAUUGCUUGCUCUAAAAGAAUCACCUUAUACUACAGGAAAAGUAUUAUUUGAUUUAUUUAAAGAUGUAAUGGAGACUAAUAAUCUUAACUGGAAUAAUAAAUUAAUUGGCCAGUCGUACGAUGGUGCCAGUAAUAUGAGGGGCAACUAUAAAGGUCUUCAAGCACGCAUUACAAAUGACUGCCCUCAUGCAUUGUUCAUUUGGUGCCACGCGCAUAGAUUGAACCUUGUUGUGAAGCAAGCAGUUUCAUGUAAUAUUGAUGCAGUUGAUAUGUUUGGAAGCUUGGAAACAUUAUACGCUUUUGUAUGGACUUCAAAAAAGAGAGUUGCUAUAUUUCGGAAUAAUCAGUCAAAAAGAAAUUAUGGAACACAAUUACAUGCAAUAAAAAGAGUAAGCACUACUAGGUGGAUGUCCCAUGCAGCAGCUCUUGAUACAGUAUUGUCAUUUUUUGAAACUAUUAUUGACACAUUGAUUAACAUUCGUGAUUUAGAAGGUCCCAGUGAUUCAAAAACUGGAUCGACUGCAAGUGGCUUAAUUUUAUACUUUUUAUCCUACAAAUUUUUAAUAACUGCAUUUACAUUUAAGGAAUUAUUUGAUAUACUUGGACCUAUUAAUAAAAUACUUCAAACUCAAGAUUUCGAUGUCAUUACUGCAACAGCAAUAAUAAAUCAAACUAAACCUAGGGUUAAAAAUAUGCGUGAAGAUAGUGCGUUUGAAAAAAUAAACAUUAAAGUCGAUAAUUUUAUUAGUGACUUGGAGUAUGAAAUUGAACCGCUAAAAAAUAAACGGUUAAAAAGAGUUCCAAAAAAGUCUGGAGAACUGAGCAUUGAUGAACCUAUAGUUGAACCUAUAAAAAAAUUCAGAAUAGAAACUUAUAACACACUCUUUGAUGUUACACUUACUGAAAUUAAUAGUCGUUUUAAUGUCAUUAGUUGUGGUGUGUUGAACGAUUUAUCACUUUUGACUGAGAAAAGGAUAAUGGAAGUAAGAGAAAGAAAUGUUUUACCAGAUGACUCAUUUUUAGUAUUUUGUCAAGUAUAUAAUAAAUUUGUUGAUAGAAAUGCUUUAAUAUCAGAAUACUUACAAUUUGUUGUUAAUUAUAAAGAAAUUGAAUCUACAAUUAAACUCAAAUCAAAUUUACACACAAUCAUCAAUGACAAUGAUUUAGACGAAGAUGGGAAUUCAGGCGAUGAGAAUUAUAUAGAUUUUAGUUUAUAUGACGAAGAAGAAGAUCAAACAUCAAAUUGCUCAAAACAGAAUUUAGCCAGUGUUGGAAAAUUAUUUAAACUUUUCUGUACAGCAUCACUUCAAAAUGUUUUUCCAAAUUUAUAUUUAACAUUGAAAAUAACUGUUACACUUCCCGUAUCUAGUUGUACAGUUGAGAGAUCAUUUUCUAAACUAAAAUUAAUAAAAACUAAGCUUCGUACAACUAUGUGUCAAGACAGAUUGGAGCAAAUGGUCAAAAUAAGUUGCGAACCUGAUAUAUCUCUUGAUAAAGAUAAAAUAAUAGAUAUAUUUGCAAGCAAGUCAACGCCACUCACUAAAUUAUUAAUUAUUUAA